Molecule: messenger RNA, 390 nt
Organism: Moesziomyces antarcticus
Lineage: Eukaryota; Fungi; Basidiomycota; Ustilaginomycetes; Ustilaginales; Ustilaginaceae
Product: trm112p-domain-containing protein
Exons: 2
Coding region: 1-390 (129 amino acids)
Biological process (GO): peptidyl-glutamine methylation; rRNA (guanine-N7)-methylation; tRNA methylation
Molecular function (GO): protein heterodimerization activity
Source: RefSeq, a predicted model, not a curated record
AUGAGGCUGCUCACACACAAUCUGCUCGCUUGCCACGCCAAGGCAUGCCAGACCACCUCGAACAACUUCCCGCUCAUCCUCAAGGACGUCCAGCUCGAACUCAUCGAGGCCGAGCCCAACGACACUUUCGUCAAGGGUUUCCUUCCCAAGCUCGACUGGCCCGCACUCGUCAAGACGGCGCGUAGCCUCGGAGACACCUCGCUUCCAGAUCAAGGCCCGGACGCUUCGCAACCGCUUGAGGACGAGGCGCUGAUCAAGCUGCUUCACCAUGUGCUGCUUGAGAUCCACGUCGUCGAAGGCCAGAUGAUCUGCCCCAACUGCCAACACAUCUACCAGAUCCGCAGCGGCAUCCCCAACAUGCUGCUGGCCGAGCACGAGAUCGGAAAGUGA